AUGGUCAUCCAGAUUCCGUGGCUGUUUGUGUGCGUCAGCACCGUGCCGAUCUUCAUGAUCUACACGAAGGCAAAGCGCAUGGAUGCUCGCGAGAUGCACGAGGUUCAGAUGCGCGUCAAGUACCAUUCCGAGUACUGGAAGAAGGGCAACGUUUUUGUGAGCGAGUUCCAGGACAAGGUUGCCGCCCAGGUAAUGCGCACCGCAGAUCCGCUAGUGGGGAGGGACAUUGCCAGCAUCUCCGUCAAGGAGCUCGCCGCCGCGGAGAACCCGGCGUGCGCACGACGAUGGCUUCUCUUUUAA
This is a messenger RNA of Leishmania mexicana MHOM/GT/2001/U1103, 300 nucleotides long. RefSeq lists its product as hypothetical. The transcript has a single exon. The coding region runs from base 1 to 300 and encodes 99 amino acids. Lineage: Eukaryota; Euglenozoa; Kinetoplastea; Trypanosomatida; Trypanosomatidae. The record is from RefSeq and is a predicted model, not a curated record.